Molecule: messenger RNA, 2190 nt
Organism: Drosophila willistoni
Lineage: Eukaryota; Metazoa; Arthropoda; Insecta; Diptera; Drosophilidae
Product: variant-silencing SET domain-containing protein
Exons: 2
Coding region: 1-2190 (729 amino acids)
Source: RefSeq, a predicted model, not a curated record
AUGGUAAAUAUGUUUAUUUACGACUAUUCUGAUGCUGAUGACGAUGAUGAUGAUGAUGAUGAUGAUGAUAAAGAAGAUACAAUGAGUACAGGAUCAGAAUAUACAGCCGAAUUGGAAGAAGAUUUUCGUAAUGCUGGCUGCAUUCCCAAUAAUUUAAAUGAUGACGAAAAGUCUGAAUUUUGGAAGAAAGUCACAGAGUUUCAUAAAGAUGUUAAUCAAAAACUUUUAAAAAGAAAAACCUUCGUUUUAAGAGCACAACCGCACGACGGCAAUGCCAUAAAAGUUAAUUUGUGGAAUAUAUUUAAGAUUCCCAUGGUUGUGAUAUGCAAUAGAACGAAUGAUUUAUCAAAUUUAUCAACUACAACUACAACUGCAACUCCAACUCCAGAUAAUGAUGAACCUGAUAUCAAUUCGACUCAAAUUACUGAAUUUGACUCGACUACAAGUGCAAGUUCAAUUUUAGGACAAACUGCUGAAAACAAAUCGAUGUGUGACAAUAAUACCGAAAUUGCCCAUUGGAUAGAUAAACAAGUUGAAAGUUCUGAAAAGAUCGCAAAUGUUAAUGAAAGAAUGUCAAGGAUUAUAGAAACUAUCGAAAAGCAUAUGCAUAAGAGCUGCUGCCCAUACAAUCCAGUUAUGGAUCGUAUAGAAAUGAUCCAUGAUUUUAUCGAUAUGAUAAUGCAAAUUAGAAAUAUUGAAUCACCCAUCGCAAGAGCCGAUUCAUCGGGCUAUAUGUGGUUGGAUUUUAAUAAUUUAAAUGCACGUUUCGAUUAUUUAAAUGAACAAUUAUCUGAUAAUCAACAUCCAUACAAUUGUUGUCGUCCCAAAUGGGAUGAGAAUGUCAAGAACUUGGAGAAUUCAUUUCUAUCCCAAAGUGAUGCUAUUAAAACACUCACAUUAGAUGAGUUUUCAAACAAUUCUUUGGAGCAAUUACAAACGGAAAUUGGCGAGCAGCAGAAACGUCUAAAAAAUGCAGAAAAUUCGCAUAUAUUGUCCAAGUCUCUGGCAGAUGAAUGUUGUAAAAAUAUCAAUCUAGGCAUUAAUGAUGCAGAAAAUAUGAUUAAUAAACUAAAACCAAACGAUCAUUUAGGACAGUUAGACGAUUUAUUCCAAAAGUUGUUGAAUAACAUCCAAAAUAUCAACGAAUCCAUGUCAUCUCUUAAUUUAUUAAUUCAAAAUGAAGAAAAUGCUUUACAAAACAUGUCGCUGGUGUGUACACGAGCAUGUGCAAAAGAGCAAUAUAACAACGAACUCGAGACAAAAGUAAAUAAUUUAUUUGAAUAUAUGGAAAUACUAAAAUCAAAUAUCUCAACCCUAAAUGCAACCAUUAAGCAGACCAAUUUUAUGUGGAAUGAUACUAAAGGCUUGUUAUUACCUUUUCAUAAGUUGAAACAAAUCAAAAGCAACAACACAAACAUAAUCGAAAAGUGCCUAAAAGAUAUAGAAAAAGUAUCCACAUCCUUUGAAGAACUAUACCAAUUCUAUCAAUCCAAUUUAAAAAUUUAUGACAAUAUCAAAAUUGUGAUCGAAAAUAAAUUAGUUGACAUAGAUUCGAAUUAUCAGACAUUUGAGAAAUUUGAAGAGCAGAAGGCGGCCGAUGCAGUGCAUUCUAAGGAGUUGGGGACACUUUUAAACCAACUCAAAAACGAUUUUCAAUUUCUCAUUUGGCCCGAUAUAAAAAAAAGCUCAGAGCAAAGUAAAUCGUCAUUAAUUUAUAUACAAGGCAUUAAUAGCAAACAUAUAAAUGAGUUGGCCACAAAUACUGGACCAAUAGAUUUCUCUAGAAAUCUAGAUAGAGUGAAUGACCGUAUUGACCAAAUAGAAAAUGAUAUAAACCAUACCAAAAGCAAUAAUCCUAAUGUAACACUUGAAAGUUUAAACAAUAAACUGAACAAUUUGGAAAAUCUAUCUACAUCAACUGAAAAUAAAAUUAUGGAACAAAUUCAAAGUUUAGAGACUGUGUUAAAAGACGUAAGGGACAAGGUCUAUAAACUUUCAGAAGAGUCAAUAAUUUGUGAAGAUGACUGUGAUUGGGGUCUUUUGCCCACAGCAGAAAGUUUGUCGGCAAGAAUCGAGAAAAUAAAAGUUAUUUUCAAAUCUCAGAAGCCCACACCAAAAACAAAAACAAAAACAAGAAUAAUUGGAAAUAGGCCAAAAAAACGAAAACCAAAAAAGGUUUAUGUUGGGUAA